AUGUCCCUCCUCAGACCUACCAUCCGCAAUUGCACGGGCAGGCACUUAUGCCUAGCAUCCCGGACGAAGAGAUAUUUCAGCCAAUCGAGCCUUGUGGCCAGCCCGGCAGCAGGUGCAGCAGAGGCCGAAGUCCAAGCUGCACGGAGAUACUGCGUCGAACUACUUGCAAAAUAUGACCGCCCCUCCUACACCCUCAGCACCUUCAUCCCUCCCAACGCGCAGACCUUCUACCUUGCCCUCCGAGCCCUGAACGUCUCCCUCUCCCUAAUUCCCGACACAGUCUCUUCCUACACAAUCGGCCUCAUGCGUCUCCAAUUUUGGCGAGACACAAUCACAAAAACCCUCUCCGGGACACCACCCAAAGAACCCGUCGCCAUCCUCCUCGCCUCCGCCCUCUCUGACCUCCAUGAGCGGACAAAAGGCCAAGCGCGGAUCAGUAAAGGCUGGUUACUGCGGAUGAUCAAUUCGCGGGAGCAGACGUUGACAAAUGAUCCAUAUCCGAAUAUCGCGGCUAUGGAGUCAUAUGCGGAGAAUACUUACUCGACGUUGCUUUAUCUUACGCUUUCGGCGCUGCCUAUGACAUCUGUUACUGCGGAUCAUGUUGCGUCACAUAUUGGUAAAGCAGCGGGUAUUGCGAAUAUCUUGCGAGGAUUACCGCUCGUUGCGUUCCCGCCGCCGCCGGCCCAGUCGCCUACCCAGGUUGGUGGUGGUAUUGGAGGCGGGGCCAAGCAAGGCGCCGUCCUCCUUCCUUUGGAUAUCAUGGCACAGACAGGAGUGAAGGAGGAGGAAGUAUUCAGACAAGGUGCAGAAGCGCCAGGACUGCGGGACGCUGUCUUUACAGUCGCUACGCGAGCCAACGACCACUUGAUCACCGUGGAACAAAUGCUCGGUAACCUCCGUGCCGGCCAGGAUGUAGGCCACGACUUUGAGCACGAGGGUGAGGAAGGGCAUGAGUAUGAUGUUUUCCAAAACCAGCGACAGGAAUCGCCGCUUGAUGAAGUGAACCGCGCAUUUGGUGUAUUCAUGCCUGCCAUAGGUACCCGGUUAUGGCUGGAUAGAUUACAGAAGUUUGAUUUUGAUAUUUUCAAGCCGGAGCUUCUGCGGUCUGAUUGGAAGCUACCGUGGAAGGCUUACUUGGCUUACACGCGGAAGACCUUAUAA
Messenger RNA from Aspergillus chevalieri, 1161 nucleotides. RefSeq lists its product as uncharacterized. Gene Ontology annotation, cellular component: mitochondrion. The record is from RefSeq and is a predicted model, not a curated record. The transcript is spliced from 2 exons. NCBI's taxonomy places the organism in Eukaryota, Fungi, Ascomycota, Eurotiomycetes, Eurotiales, Aspergillaceae. The coding region runs from base 1 to 1161 and encodes 386 amino acids. Gene Ontology annotation, biological process: mitochondrial respiratory chain complex I assembly; biosynthetic process.